AGAUUUUAAACUGUUAUUAAAAUUGAUUCAUGGUUAUUAUUACAUUAUUAUUGUUUUGUAUUCUUGCCUGCAAGAAAGAACUCUGCAAUGAUCAUUUCUGAGAGGGGUAGCGGUCCAGCAUCAAGCACCUUUCCUCUGGCAAUGAUAAACUGCGAACCGUCAAACCGGAGGAUUUCUUCGUGACAUAAUCUGAGCUCAGGGCAGAUACCGAAUUACCCUGUCAGAUCCUCCCUUUCUGCAUCUCGCAUUUUCUUUUUAAAACUUUUGCCAGGACAAAUGUUUUUUUUUAAAAUAUAUAUCGAAGCACAGUGAAAUGAUGGUAGAAGGCAGGGAAGCAUCGAAAUCACGACAAAAAGCUAAGUGUGUGAAUCAAGUGUGGUAGAAACACAGAAAGCAUUCAUUCGUAAAAAUAUUGUAGAUUUACUGCUGUGAACAUCUCAAGAAUUACAGCAGGGUUCCAUAGCUCUGGUCUCUUUAAACGCCUGUAGGAAUUAAAAGCCAGUUGGAUAGAGACGAGUUCCAUAUAGGCCUUUAAAGAUUUGAUAUAACAUUUCAUAUAAAAGGGGCAUUAUGCCUGAUAGAUUAUCGCAGUUUGGUUAUUAUUUUCAAAUUACACACUGUUCCAUGUUAUUCUUGUACCCGAAUAUUCCUUUUAAAACACAUUCAGUAACUGGGACACCUCAGGUGUACUGAACCAUGUGAAUAUGUAUGCAAAACACAGAAAUAUUCUUAACCCCAAGCCCAACCGGUAGAUAAGGAUUCUUUGCAUCGGUACACAAAACUGACAAAAGAGUUAUUGCUUUCAUGACAGUUUCUUUUACCAGAAUUUGUGCGUCAUGCGAAAUUGCUGUUUGUUUAAACGUUUUCUUCUUCUUGUGGAGUUCCGGAUCUUUGCUAUAUACUGUAUGUACAGUGUAAGCUCACUUCCCAUACAUUGAAAAACUAGUGCACUGCUGUGUAUCUGUUUUUCGUUUGAGUUUACGAAGAAAAACGUAAGGCUUUGCAGGUGUAUCUCAGCAGUUGUUUUACCUAGUCACCGUUUCUGUUUUUAAAUGUUAGCAAUUUUUACCAAGACCAUAUCAAAUUUAAGCUUCUACUUAAUAUAGCUUUACAUCUUAGUAUUUGCAUUUUAAACUAUAAUACUUUCGAUUUAAAGCGUGUCACCUGUAAUCAAUGAAAAUAAAAGAAACGUUUAAAAAGCAAGAACAUUAUUUUUUCCCUUGCAAUAGCCUUAACAUCUAAUGCGGAGAAAUACAGCGAGGACAUGGACAGUUCCGACAAGUUAAAAACGUAUUUUCUAACGGCUUAUGAAGACGUCAAAUGAAAAUAGUAAAUCUGUAUUUGUAAUCCAUUAUCAUCCCUCAUAUACAUGUAUUUUGAAAUGCGACGUUCAAAUUUCAAUUCGCAACUCGAAUUUAUCCCGAUUUACAGACACGUGUAUCCCGUUCAGUCAACAGCUUCAAACUAAGAUUUUGCAAGUAACAUUACUGCUACUUCAUCUUGGACAGAGAUACAUUUGUUAAAAUCUGCCUUGAAAUGCCUUUAGACGCUUCAUGACUUCCUGCGUCGGAAACUUCGUGAAAAUAAAACUAUUUCAGCGUUGGCGUUUAGGGACCAAGAAAAUGCAAACUAUCUAAAAAGUCCCACCUGUAACUCACAGCUUUUGAGGAAAUGAAAACGUUAAAACUUCCCGGAGAAAGCUCUUCUCUUUUUUUUUUUGCGUGUUGAAAACUUUGCUCGGUUUUUGUGGGAUUUCCUAAUGGGUUGCUCCACCCAAAAAGGAUAAGGGGAGUGAGAGAGAUUAGGCGGCUGAGGGAAAAAAAAAGGAUAAAAACUAUUUCCCAAGCUCUCCGGAGUCCGAGAGUAAAGUCCUGAGUGUGUUUAAUGACAUGGCAUUUUAAGAAUGUUCCAAAGAUGGCGGUGGCAACAGCAGUUCCGACAAGCAGGGUUCAGAAAAGUGGUUUUUUAGAAGUUUUGGUCCGGGAUCGGUGGCACAAAGUUCUCGCCAGUUUAGGCGAAGAAGCCCUCACGCUGAGCUACGAGGAGCCCGGGGAGAAUGUCAAUCUGAAUGGCAUCACCAAUGGAUCAUACGGGGGUCACCCCGAUCCCACGAACAGCCCCAAAGCCCCUGUCAGGACAGCUUACACCGAUUCACCCGAGCAAGUGCCGGAGGCGAUAGCUAACAGAAAGAGAAUCGUCAAAGUCAUAAAGCAGGAGGUCGGGGGACUGGGGAUCAGCAUUAAGGGGGGCAAGGAAAAUAAGAUGCCGAUACUCAUCAGUAAGAUCUUCAAGGGUCUAGCCGCGGAUCAGACCCAGGCGCUGUAUGUCGGGGACGCGAUCCUGUCGGUGAACGGAGUGAAUCUCCGGGACGCCACUCACGACGAGGCGGUGCAAGCGCUGAAGAGGGCUGGAAGAGAGGUGACGCUGGAAGUGAAGUAUAUGCGGGAGGCGACCCCUUAUGUGAAGAAAGGCUCUCCUGUGUCAGAAAUCGGAUGGGAGACCCCCCCUCCUGAGUCCCCUCGGCUUGGCGUCACAUCCUCCGAGCUUUCUUCUCCCCCAGUGGUGUCCCUUCAGGGUGACAGGCGAUACAUCCCCUUGAAAAUGUGCUAUGUGACACGGAGUAUGACUACUCCAGACCCUGAGAACAGGCAGUUCGAACUUCACUCCCCUGAUGCCAAACACACUGUGGUCUUGCGAUGCAAGGAUACGGCUACAGUGCAGGCCUGGUUUAGUGUGGUGCAGUCCACUGCUGCACAGUUUGUUUCCAAGGCGAUAGCAGAGGUCAAAGAGCAGACAGGAAGAACAGGGAUUGCCGGGAGUAGAGAAAUCUGCCACCUUGGUUGGCUUGCAGAAAAAACAGAAAAUGAGAAGCAACGCUGGAAGCCAGUCUUGGUGGUUGUGACAGAGAAGGAUCUUCUCCUGUACGACAGCAUGCCAAGGAUGAAAGAGGCCUGGUUCAGCCCUGCACACACUUACCCUUUGCUCGCGACAAGGCUUGUCCACUCUGGUCCUGACAAAGGGUCUCCUCAGCCAGGGCUGGAGCUCUCUUUUGCUACAAGGACUGGCACCAGACAGGGCAUUGAAUCUCAUCUCUUCAGAGCAGAGACCGGCAAGGACUUGUCCAUGUGGACGAGGCACAUUGUCAAUGGCUGCCACAAUUCUGCUGAGCUCAUUAGAGAGGUCACAACCAGCUGCGUGUACAAGAACCAGGAGUGCCGCCUGACCAUUCACUAUGAGCAGGGCUUCUCUGUGUGUGCGGAGCUGGACAAUGGCUCCUCAUUAAAACCACUGUUUCGUUACCCCUUUGAGAAGCUGAAAAUGUCCUCCGACGACGGCGUGAGGAUGCUUUACUUAGAUUUUGGUGGCAAGGAAGGUGACAUUCAGCUGGACCUUCAUUCUUGUCCGAAGCCCAUCGUUUUCAUCCUUCAUUCCUUCCUCUCAGCAAAGAUUGCAAGGCUUGGCUUAGUAGCAUGAAAGAGAGCCAAUGUGGACUGUUGUCUCAUCAGAGUAACUGUGAAGUAAAGUACAUCGCUUGGGAAAUGAAAGGCUCAAAGUCACUGCAUACCAAACAACUGAUCUCCGGUGGUGUCGUAACAUCUACAAUUCAAAUGCCCACAAUUCAAAAUGGAUUGUGUUCCAAACAUUAAUACUUAAAAAUCUAUUCAAAGAAAACAAAUACAACACACAAACAUUGUUCACAUUGAAAAUUUUCUUUAUUGCUUGAAAAGUAUUUCUUAAAAGAAGACGUCUUUAUGGUCUAUCACCAUGUCAAAGGAAGGAAAUUGUAACACUAGUCAGUUCUACUGGAAUUAUUUUUUAGCAAUCAUUCUGCUAUGACACGUUUUUGGUCAAUUUUGAGCACUAACCGUAAUUUGUGAUACUAGUGAGGCUAAAAACGAAUUUAACUUUGUAUGCUAUCUCAAGCUUCAGCAAACAAUUGUUACAUUAUCGGCAGCUAAUAUGAAACAAGAAGGUAAUUUUUUUCUUUAUUAAUACGCUUAAAUUAUAAUUGAAAGAUUUAUGUUUUCCACCUAUUUACUGUGUUUCCUAGAGAACUGCACCGGCUUAUAUGUACUGUAAAGAAUAAUAUAGCUCAGUUUUAGUUUAAUUAAAGUUAACCUCUUGUGCUACCCCUUUACCAAGAAGCCUUUGUGACUGAGAAUCUUCUUUUUCCAGUCUCCGGAAAGAGCCAGCAUUGUUCUGGCACAGGUAAGGGGUGCACGCAGGUAAGGGGUGCACGCUGUAUCUGAAUUUCUGAAAGUCCUGUGUUAGAAAGCUUCUGUGAAAUUGUAAAUAUUCCACUAGCAGGAUAUAAGCUCGUUCUUUCCAAUUAAAAGGGGGAAUCAUGACAAUUUACUCUUUCAUUUAAAAAGCAGUCCAAAGUCAGCCAUGCAUGUUCUGGUGUGAACUACCCCAUGUUGUUCAUGAGAAAUUUACAAGGAAAAGCCACAGUUAGGAAAGGACAAAAGGAUGUUGAACAUCUUCGCUGCACCAACCAAGUUUUUAUAUGUUAGCUUGUCAUGUGAUGGCUUCCCCAGCACUUUAAAAGCAUCAUGCAUAUGUUCUGCAGUUGCUGUAGUAAUGACUGAAAUAACUUUGGCCAAUUAAAGAAUUUCAUGUUAAUUAGAAGGUAGUUACUACUGAACGUUUUAUGAAUCUUUGUUAACGUGCCAUUUCAUCAAAGGAUUUGAAAAGAAACAAAUGAUGCAGUUUAUGAGAGAUUUAUUGUUUAUGUACAUUUGAACGCUUGGGAAGGUUUCUUGGUAAUCAGCAAUUACUGUUGGCAGCCAGUUGAGUUUGUUGUGGGGAGCAGGUGUUGGCAAUACUCUGUACCAGUUUUGGGAGCCAUUACUGGUCCAGAACCUUAACCACAGUGGGAAUUGCAAUGGAUCUUGGGUGUUUGAUUUACCUGCGCUCUCACCAGAGUGUGUCUCUAGCCGUAGUCGUGAGGACCUGAUGUAUCUGAUUCAGCUUCAUGCACUUGUCUGACAGUGCCUAUUGUGUAUGUGAUGUCAACACACACCGCAAACAGGCCGAAAUCAAGCACUAAGAUAAACACUUGAAAGCACAAUAAAAUGUGUAUAGCAUUUAAAAUGAACACAAAUGUGCCUUUCAGCUUUCAGCCUUGAUUCAAGUUUCCAAAAGAAGUCCACAGCCUGCUGGUGCCCAUCAACGUCUAAUGAGUGUGACUAUUAAACAUGCGUAAUAUGUCAUGGCUGACACAGUACCCUACACCUCUCACCCCUGAGCAUUGACGUGUGCUGUUUUUACACACGGUUUUAUUAAACUGAAAUCAAGAAGAGUUUUCCCCAUACACUAAAGUGGUGCAAUUUUAUUUACAACUCAAGAUGUGUGGUGAGAUUUAAGUAGCAACAUAGCUUCUUCAUCAAAUGAAGGCAAAGGCCACCACCUUAAGCAGUCCCUUCAGUUGUAUCAGUAAUUUAGCAUUACUUUCCUUUCAGUGGUAGCUGAAUCAUGAUGUCUUUAUAGCUAGAAACUACAUAAAUACAACAUGCGUAUCCCACCUGUGCAGCAAUGGAAUGGUAAACAAUACACAUUAUUAUGGUGAACAGUGUUUCCAUCUGUAAAAGUUUAAACCAAGGGUUUUCAAUCCUGGUUCUGGAGGACUGUUGUGUUUGCAAGUUUGCCAGUUCUCUUUAGAGCACCGGCACUUCGAGCUCCAGGAAGCUGUUAAACUGCUCAGGUUGAGACAAAAGGAAGCUGAUUCAGGUUAAGGACCUGGUUCGGCUUAACAGCUUUUCUCAACUCAUCAGGUGCUGGGUCUCUGGUGGACCUGAAAUCACACUAGCGCCUCAGGACCAGGACUGGGGAGCCUUGUUAUAACUACUUCCAGUGAAUUCCUUACAGAUUCCUGGAUUGUACAAUGGAAUUAGAUUCUUUAAAGUGUUACAGAAAAUGUUUUACAUAAGGUAUGAUAGCUUCUUUUCCAGCAAUAGUGCCAUGUAAUGGGUUUCUUUCCAUACAGCAACACUAAAUUGUUGUAUAUGUCAUGAUCAACCAGCCAGCUCUUUGGCCUGUUAAAAAUCAAUGCAUAAUCAUGCUUAAAUCUCCUGUUGUAUAAAAAAAAAGAUCUUAGUUUUUGAAUUGCAACCACUUGAAUGUAAAUUAUAGCUGACAGGUUUUAAGAUUUACUGUGUAAAACUAACGCUACUGUCAUAGAUUUGUUGAUCAAAUUAGUUUUUUAAAAUAAAACUAAACAUUGUUAUCCAUUGACUGCUGUGGUUUAAACAUACUCUUUUUGCCUUUUCCUUGUCUAAAAAAUGAUCUGUGGGCAAACAUUUCUGCACUGUAUAUCUUGAACCUGGUAGCAUCUAUUAAAGAGGUACUAUAUGAAGGAAAAAGGGGGAGACCAUUUGGAGGGUUACCAGGUGUCACUUAUCAAGUGCGAUAUGCAUGGGAAUGUCAUCUUGAGCUAAACUCCUUAAAAAUGUCACAGACUGCACAAAUCUCUCUCCUGGGAAGUAAAAGAAGGUUGCAAGGGAAACCAUUCUUUGCGACUUGUUGCUGCCCCUGUCCCCCUUAUUUUGAUUGAUUUUGAAUUUUACUCUUCAGGAGUCAAAUGUUGGCUGUCCUGUCAUUCAGCCCAUAUUGCUUCUUGAGGGAUUGUGCAGUGUCACCUUCAGUUAUGUGGCUUCUUGUUUUCUGCCUUGAUAAAAAGGAGUCAUCUAGGCUUCCAAGUGGCUCACAUAGUAAAGGUGCCCCAUCUGCAAGGAGACUAAGCUCUCUGGUGCAGAUGUUACUAGCUGACAGAGAUUGGGAUUUCCCAAGCGGCAGGACAUACAGUAAUUGUCUCAUUGACACCAGGGGAUUUACUCAACCAGGCCACUCUGAGCUCCCAGCAAAAUACCAACCCCUAUGAAUCCCCAUGUGCCUGCAGUCUUGCUGUAAAGUCAGUAAGGGAUACACCUCCCCGUUCUGCACCUCCAGGUCUUUGGAGAGGUCAAAAGAUGAAAGGCUGAAUUCGGGAGCAGGCUGGAGAAACCUGUGCAUUUCCACAUCCUCCUUAUGUGUGUACAGAGGUUGUCACUGUGAGCAGUGUGAUGGCAGUAAAAUAAUGAGCAUUUAAAAAAAAACAACAACAAAGGAGUCAUUAACCAUGUCAACCAUUAUAUUCUGUCUGCUUCUGUUGCCUCAUACCUCCUUGUCACUUUAUGUUCUUAGACAAAAAAAUCUUACACGAAAGGUGCUCUUUUACAUUUAUUAGCUAUUCAGUGCAGUGUGUAUCUGGAAAGUGGGCAGGAAAAUCAUUUCUUGAUCCUAUUCCAGGAAAACAGAUGGUUCAAAUGUUUGCUUUUGCUUGCCAAAAUAACAAUGUUGGAGACAUUUGGUGACUGGAAUAGUGUAUAAGUUCAUGUCAAUAAAAGGUGACAUUCUGAUUAAA
Molecule: messenger RNA, 7402 nt
Organism: Lepisosteus oculatus (spotted gar)
Lineage: Eukaryota; Metazoa; Chordata; Actinopteri; Semionotiformes; Lepisosteidae
Gene: sntb1
Product: syntrophin, basic 1
Cellular component (GO): synapse; dystrophin-associated glycoprotein complex; intracellular anatomical structure
Molecular function (GO): structural molecule activity; protein binding
Source: RefSeq, a predicted model, not a curated record